GUGAUGAUUACUCGCGCGAAUCAGGGUCUUAUCGAUAUUUUUCUACGUUGUACCCUGCCAUGAUUAUUUUUAUUGCUCGGGUAAAUCGUCGAGUUUAGAUGUAAAAAUAAAUAAUAUCCAACCCAAGGUUGGUUCGCGUUCAAUUAUAAUUUUCUGUAGUUUGUGUUAAAUUCCUGUCAAGACUUAUCUAAGAAUUAAGCCUUACAUCGCGUGGUUUUUUCUAUUGAAAGGAAUACCAUAUUUUACUCAAUCCUCUUUAUUUACCUAAUAGACCAUGAACGUGUGUUUUCCAAAGUUGAAACAAUGGUGGUGUUGUUAUCCGUGUCCGGUGAGAAUAGGAGUGAAUCAUAUUUGCGUUAUUGGUUUUGUAUGGAACUUUGCGCACUUAAUAGAUGGAUCCUCAAAAAAAGAUCCGCCUGAUUUCCUCAAAUUCCUGGACAGUCUAUAUUCACCAUCGUACUCGUAUGGGCAUAAUUUCGUAGAUUAUGGUCAGUUGUACUACGUCAUUCAAAGUUUUGUGAUGUUCAUCGGGAUUUGCCCCGGUUUAGUUAUGGAGUCAUUUAGCUGCCUAAAUCCGUUGGCCGUGAGUGAAACGCUUAUGGUUCUUAUGUAUUUGAUCAAAAUACUGACCUUUGUGUGGCUGCGUUUGCAUUUCAUUCAAUCGACAGAAGACCCUGUAAAACUGUUUAUUUUAUUUGCACUCCAUUAUUACUUUUGUUCGAUUAUCUUCAGUUUCUUCAACCAAAUAUCAAAACGAGAGUAUAGGCGCGAACAUGAAAUGCCCACAUGCAUUGAAAUCAUUACAUCGAUGAAAGAAGCAUCAUCUCCUUCUGCAUCUGCCCCCCGACAGAAUGACCAAACCUUACCUGAUACUCCUGUAUUUACUCAGCCCGAUUUGUCGAUAAACCCGCCUAAUGAACGAUCUCAAACUGCGAUCCCACUUGGAUUCAACAUGCCUCAAUCUGUUGUCGUUAAUGAAAGCCCACCGUCAUAAUGCUGCUUGAGUAAACGUAACGUACCAUGUAGCCCAUAAGUUGUAUAUUUACCUAUACAUAUAAGUUCAUAUGUGCUCAGGCAAUUUCAUGUUAAAUAAAAUGAAAAUGAAACGAUG
Molecule: messenger RNA, 1111 nt
Organism: Planococcus citri (citrus mealybug)
Lineage: Eukaryota; Metazoa; Arthropoda; Insecta; Hemiptera; Pseudococcidae
Exons: 5
Coding region: 275-994 (239 amino acids)
Source: RefSeq, a predicted model, not a curated record